ACGUUCGUCCCACUGAUGUAUAUCAUAAUUGUAUCUUUAUCGUCACGGUGAUACAACUCUGCUCGGUAUCUUGAUGGCGUCGCCGACGCGACGCCACCAUCGGUGGCGGCGACCGAGAUCGGCCACGGUUCCCUCGAGAUUUUCAUCGCGUACGAUCGAUCGAGGUAUAAUCGCGUCGAUUCGAGCAUCGCGAGUCGCAAAAUCUCGGGUAUUUUUGCCGGCCGUGUGCCCUCGUCGAGGAGAUUUACAGAGGAGAGUGCGGGCGACGGUUACGUAGUUGAGAGAAAGAGAGAAAGAGGAUGAGGAAGAGGGAGAGGGGAGAGCUCCAAGCGAGCGGCGACGUUAGCGGCCAUGAUGGAUUUCGGCGCGAGUGAAGCUCGAGAACGCCAGUCGUUUCCGUUGCCGAUCGCGGUGCGAUUCGCCCGAUAUGUUCCUCCACGAGGAGUCGUCCGUGCGUCGCGUUUGUUCAUGGCGAGUGGGAUACUUGCGGUCGUGAAUGCGGGGACUAAUAGGCCGGCAGGCGAUACGACGGGCAUGCUGGAGAAAUACGGUUCCUGCAGCGAUUAACCUCGCUUUCGCGAGCGUAGCGCGGCUUGAGCGCGCUUGCGCGGUCGUGGGAAAGGAAGCCGCGGCGCAGCGCGCAGCCACAAGAGUGCGUCGACCGUUCACUCGGUGAAUCCUGAAUCGCGCUGCCUGUUGCUGCAACCUGUUGCACCGACGGUGAAUGGUACCGCGCGACGAUAGGAAUGUAAUAAUUAACCGCACGAAAGUACAAAAGAGCCUGGAGGUAGAGACGAGCGCGGAUACUCCGACCAAUAAUGCGACGAAAGCUGUGGAAUUUUUACCAGCUAGCAACACCGAGAACCCAAGCGCUCCGCCGAGUCAGUACAAUGCAACGGACAAAGGGAAGAUCUUGUUCUCCACCAGUGAGAAAAAAACCGGGACGUCUUGGAGAAAGACGGGAGAUUACAGUGUCGAAGUCACGAAAUCUGACGAACCGCACGUUCCUAACGACGCUACAUACAUGUACGAGAUCCUGUCUAAGCAGGGAAAUCUUCUUACGUCCACCUGCCGAAGUCUAGGUAGCAGAUUGUUCAAGACGUGGUCGAGUGGUAACGCGUCGACCGACUUGCGUUACGUGAAAAACGUGCGGAGCGUGAGUCAGACAUAUUUUCGCACUUUCGGCCGUAUCAACACAAACAAGCAAUCCACGAACACUGUGACGUUGGAGGGUUGCUCGAGGCGGAAAGGCACCUCAGUAGCGGAUUCGAUCGAGCUAGAUUUCCGGAACGUCAAACACUACUCUGUAUUCUCUGGUCAGAUCGUGGCUGUCGAAGCUACGAACCCGAUAGGCGAUGUGCUCUACGUAAGGGAGAUAUUCGCAAAAGCGUAUGCGCCACCGGCGUGUGCACCCAGGAUUGAGUCAAGCGUCAACAUCUUCGUCGCGGCGGGCCCAUUUACCGCGUCAAACAAUAUGCAUUACCAGCCGUUGUGGGAUCUGAUGGACAAGGUUGCCUUUGACGAGCCACAUGUAUUGGUACUCAUUGGACCAUUCCUUGAGUACACGCAUCCUGAGAUACAAGAUGGUCUUGUCAAAGACACGUAUCAAGAACUCUUCGAGAAGACUCUCGCGAGGAUAAUGGAGUCGACAAAGAAGAGCACACAAGUUAUACUGGUAGCUUCUAAUCGUGACGCGCAUCAUGAGCCUAUUUUUCCAACUCCGCAGUACACAGUUUUCAAUAAAAAGUUGCUUCAAAAUUAUUCAAACUUAAAGUUGAUGCCGGAUCCCUGUGUAUUGGACAUCUUUGGCUUGAAAAUUGGUGUUACAUCGGUCGACGUUAUUAAACAUAUCGGGAAGGAAGAGAUAUCUAACAUAUCCGGCAUGGAUAGACUCAGUCGCCUGGCUGACCACGUACUCGCACAAACAUGUUUCUACCCUGUUUAUCCUCCGUCUGAGGAUUUGAAUGUGGACACGGAGCUGUGGGAAAAAUACGCGUUUUUCGAUCAACAACCACAUGUGUUGAUUCUACCGUCCGACAUGCGAUGUUACUGCAAAGUAAUCAGCGGGUGCGUAACUCUCAAUCCGGAACGCAUGCACAAACACGCCUAUGCUAGGUUGUGCGUAAAACCUGCCUUCAACGGCAAAUGGAGUUCUGAUAACGUCUUGUGCGAGAUCGUGAAAGUUUAAUGACUCUAAGGUGCACUAUAGAAAUAUCUUAAUUAUUUUUUUAAUGAAGGGUUCAGUGCGACAGCGUUCCUCGAAUAGACAAUUUUAUAUUUUUUUUUAAAUUCGAGAGAGAGAAGAUAAGUUCAAAUUUAGAGAUUAAAAUAACAUACUUAGAAAUAAAAGCUAAGUUUAGAGGUUAAUUUGAAUUCAAUCUGAAAAGUAUCUUCCUUAAGUUUUGGUAAAUUUGAUUAGGCACAUUAUUGUAUUGAAUCGUUCGAUUCAUUGAAAAAUAUCAAAUAUUCCAUACUCCGAAUGUGAUUGAGUAUUUUUAUACUGAUCGAGGAUAAUAUAUGAGCUAUUAAAUUUAAA
Molecule: messenger RNA, 2536 nt
Organism: Odontomachus brunneus
Lineage: Eukaryota; Metazoa; Arthropoda; Insecta; Hymenoptera; Formicidae
Gene: DNApol-alpha73
Product: DNA polymerase alpha subunit B
Exons: 5
Coding region: 725-2188 (487 amino acids)
Biological process (GO): DNA replication; DNA replication initiation
Cellular component (GO): alpha DNA polymerase:primase complex
Molecular function (GO): DNA binding
Source: RefSeq, a predicted model, not a curated record